Lathyrus sativus (Indian pea) is the source of this 345-nucleotide messenger RNA. NCBI's taxonomy places the organism in Eukaryota, Viridiplantae, Streptophyta, Magnoliopsida, Fabales, Fabaceae. The record is from the annotation of a GenBank genome assembly.
AUGAAGAAUAGUCGAAAGUUUAAUAUGAGAAAGAUAUAUAUGGCCUUGCAUAGGAGUACCCAAAAACUAGAAUGGAGGACCUUGUUUUAUGGUAAUGUGGCUCGCCCUAAGGCCAUUGUCAACAUGUGGCUAGCUUGCCGUGAGAGGCUUGCAACAAGAACUAGAUUGCAUAAGUUUUGUUUGAUUGAUACAACCAAGUGUUAUUUUUGUAAUGAGGAUGAAACUCAAAAACUUCUUUUGUUUGAGUGCAAAGAAAUGAAGGUAAUAUGGGAGAGGGUUUUAGAUUGGAUUCAGAUUCGAAACCAUCUUUUCAGGUGGAGUCAAAAGAUUAAGUGGAUUAUCUAG